Messenger RNA from Peronospora farinosa, 1128 nucleotides. NCBI's taxonomy places the organism in Eukaryota, Oomycota, Peronosporomycetes, Peronosporales, Peronosporaceae. The record is from the annotation of a GenBank genome assembly.
AUGAAUCGGGCCUAUGUGAUGCCACAGCAGUUCCAAAAGUCGCAAGAGCCUAAGCAGAUUAGUACAGAGCAGAUUCAGGCCAUGCUGGACGAAAACUCGAGUCUCAUUGUCGAGAUUAUCGAGCUUAAUACGCAAAUUAAACACGGAAAAGGGACGGCACAACUGGGAGAAUUCACUGAAAAAUUGGACAAGAAACGCAAGAAUCUGAAUAAAAAUCUUAUGACACUGGCCAAGUGGGCUGAUGAGUCCUCUGAGACGUCCCCAAGACAGCCGCAGGCGUAUGGACAAUCUCAAAUGACUCAACAUCAGAAACAGCAGCAACAGCAGAAACAACAACAACAGCAACAGCAACAACAGCAGCAGUACGCCCGAGCAGGGAUGAUGCAGAUGCCUAUGACUAAUCAAGCCCAGUACCAGGCACAGGCUCAGGCCCAAGCGAGAGCCCAAGCUCAGGCUCAAGCACAGGCUCAAGCGCGACUUCAAGCUCAAGCGCAGGCCCAGACCCAGGCCCAAGCUCAAGCGUACGCACAGGCUCAAUAUCAGGCACGGAUGAACCCAAUGAUGGCUCAGCAGUAUGGUCAGAUGAAUCCGAUGGCUCAACAGCAGCAUCAGCAACAACAACAACACCAACAGCAACAGCGGUUUGCUAAUGGUGGCAUGUCGUACGGUGUACCCAGCAGCGGACCGAUGGCCCACCCCGUCCGAAUGAGCAAUGCUAUGCCAAUCUCUACGAACUACGCUGACAACCGGGGCGGCAUGGCGCCUACUAUGGGCUUCCAAAUGGUCCCUCAGGGUUACGGCAUGGUGUCCACCACACCGAUGCAACGCUUGAAUCCCGCGACGCAAGGAAUGGCUCAGCAAAGUAUACAGCCGCACAGUAUGCCUCACCAGAGCAUGUCAAUGCCUCAGCAAAAUAUGACGAUGCCGCAACAGAGCAUGGCAAUGCCCCGACAAAGUAUCGCAAUGCCUCAGCAGAGUAUGAUGUCUCAGCAAAACAUAUCUAUGGGUCAACAGAGUAUGCCCCAGCAGAGUAUGCAGAUGUCUCAACAAGGCAUGGUACCGAUGCAGAUGAAUGGACCACCGAAUUCAGGCCCCAUAGCAGAUGUUUCUGGUCGGCCAAGCAACUAA